UGGAAUCAUGACUGAGUACCUUUGGGGAAAGGGGAAGUGCCUGGAGAACAAGGGCGGCUUCUGAACUGCGGGUAAUGAUGAUUCUGGAUCUGUGUGCCUGGUUACAAGGGUAAGCUAUGGUUGUGAAAUUGCACUUAACUCCACAUAAAGUCAUUCAGAACUGGUUUCCCCAGGAAUCGAUUACCCAACAAGCUCCACUCCAAUAAGUGAGAGCACUUACAGGCAGAGAAGCUUCCGGAGGGCGGGCCAGAAGCUGAGGACGCCCCUGCGCGCUCGCCCGGGGCCAGGAGACCCGCAGGGAGACUUCACCACCGAGGAACCCGGGCGCGGGUUCCGCGGGUCUAGGCGCCCACACGCCUCCAGGGGCGGCUCAGCCACCGACCGCUCCCGCGCGAGGGGGCGCCUGACCCGCCGGCCUCCCGGCGCGCUCCCCACGGCCUAGGACUCCACUCCGACCGCGGCCCGCGUCUCUCAGUUCGCUCCAGACGGCGGCAGCGCGCGGCCAGGAUGGCGGCGACGGUGACCGUGGAGCCCGCGGGUCGCUGCCUCUGGGACGAGCCCGUGCGCAUCGCCGUGCGCGGCCUGGCUCCGGGGCAGCCGGUCACGCUGCGCGCGUCCCUGCGCGACGAGAAGGGCGCGCUCUUCCGGGCCCACGCGCGCUACCGCGCCGACGCCACGGGCCAGCUGGACCUGGAGCGCGCCCCCGCGCUGGGCGGCAGCUUCGCGGGGCUCGAGCCCAUGGGGCUCCUCUGGGCCCUGGAGCCCGACAAGCCGUUAUGGCGCAUUCUGAAGCGGGACGUGCAGACGCCGUUCGCCGUGCAGCUGGAGGUGCUCGACGGCCACGAGCCCGAGGCCGGGCGGCUGCUGGGCCGGGCGGUGCACGAGCGCGCCUUCCUGGGGCCCGGGGUCCGCGGGGGCGGGUGCCGCGCGGGCCGGGUGCGUGGCACGCUCUUCCUGCCGCCAGGACCUGGCCCUUUCCCAGGGGUCAUUGACAUCUUUGGUGUUGGAGGGGGCCUGCUGGAGUAUCGAGCCAGCCUUCUGGCCAGUCAUGGCUUUGCCACGUUGGCUCUGGCUUAUUAUGACUUUGACGAUCUCCCGAGACUGGACAGCAUACACCUGGACUACUUUGAAGAAGCCGUGAGCUACAUGCUGCAGCACACCCAGGUUAAAGGCCCAGGCAUUGCUCUGGGCAUUUCUUUAGGGGCAGAUUGUCUCUCCAUGGCCUCAUUUUUGAAGAACAUCUCAGCCACAGUUUCCAUCAAUGGAUCAGGCGUCAGUGGGAGCCCAGACAUACGCUACAAGCAGACUUGCCUCCCAUGAUUGGGCUAUGAUCUGAGGAGAAUCAAGGUAGCUUUCUCAGGCCUCCUGGAUAUUGUGGAUGUUUGGAAUGAUGUUGUAGGGGGGUGUGAAGACCCCAGCAUGAUUCCAAUAGACAAGGCCCAGGGGCCCAUCCUCUUCAUCGUUGGUCUGGAUGACCAUAACUGGAGGAGUGAGUUCUAUGCCCAGCUAGCCUCUGAUCGCUUACAGGCCCAUGGAAAGGAAAAACCCCAGAUCAUCUCUUACCCUGGCGCUGGGCAUAACAUUGAGCCUCCUUACUUCCCCCUGUGCCCAGCUUCCCUGCACAAACUUGUGGACAAACCUGUGCUCUGGGGUGGGGAGCCCAGGGCUCAUUCUAAGGCCCAGGUAGAUGCUUGGAAGCAGAUUCUAACCUUCUUCUGCAAACAUCUUGGAGGGACCCAGAAGAGAGCUUCCCCCAAAUUGUAAUGCACUGGUCUGUUGUAGGCAUGAGAGAUUCAAGGUCAGAGUCUACUGUCUAGUGAUUCGAAUGUGAAUCACUUUUUCCCUGAAAAGCUCUAAAUUCAUGUCAUGGAUUUUAAUGCUGGAUUUAGGUAACUUUUUUGAAUGUUAUGUUUUCAUUAGUUUUACUAAUGUGACACAUGCCUAUUGUAGAAGAUUCAGUUAGAGCCAUAAAUACAAAAUUGAAAACCA
This is a messenger RNA of Equus caballus (horse), 1989 nucleotides long. Its product is annotated as peroxisomal succinyl-coenzyme A thioesterase. Gene Ontology annotation, biological process: fatty acid metabolic process; acyl-CoA metabolic process. NCBI's taxonomy places the organism in Eukaryota, Metazoa, Chordata, Mammalia, Perissodactyla, Equidae. The record is from RefSeq and is a predicted model, not a curated record. Gene Ontology annotation, cellular component: peroxisome. Gene Ontology annotation, molecular function: fatty acyl-CoA hydrolase activity.